AGCAUCGGUAUUACCAAAGGAAAUAAUUGAACAAAAUUUACAAGAACGUAAAAGAAAUUUGAAAAACCUACGUCUUUAUGGCACAAUUGUUGGAGAGCUAACUGCAGAAAGACGCCGAAAAUAUCAAGUUCGUUUUGAAGAAAUUGGAAAUAUUACUGUAGAUGUUCUUGCAGGUAAUCUAAAGUAUGAAAAACAAGCCACUCCAAAUAGAGAAGAAUUAGUUACAGAAUCGUCAUUGACUUUACCAGCUUACGAAGAUAUUUCUUAUAGUAGUGAUGAUAGUGAAAAUGACUUAGAAGAAAACAAUGAUAGAAAUGACAUGGAUGUAAUUGACCUUAUUGUUACAGUAAACUGGCGUGAGCAACAAAUAACUAUUGACCAACGUGCAAUUUAUCUUGCAUACAACCAAGAUUGCAAAAUUAAUAUUCCAUCAGUAAGUUUGGCUUCGCCAUAUGAAUUAUUUCGCCGAUAUCUUCCACUAGAUUAUAUUGAACAGUUUGUAAUUAAUUCUAUUAAUAAACGUGAAAGAGUUACUUCAAAUUGGACAAAUAUAACUAUUAAUGAAUAUAUGAGAUGGUUAGGCUUAUGGGUGUUAAUGUCCGUUUUUCUAGUUGCUGAUCGUCGUUUUUAUUGGAGAACAAAUCAAGAACAGACACAGCCUAUACCAUUAUUCAAUUUUCAACAUUGGAUGAGUCGUUCACGAUUUGAACAAAUAGUCUGGCCUCUUAAUUAUCCCCAUGACAUGAUUCAAAAACUUGAAAAUACGUAUGGAUCGUAUUUCUCAAAAGUUGCAAUUGUUAAUGGUGUAUAUUUAAUUGCGGCUUCUUUAAAAGAUAGAAAACCACAGUGCAUUAUUGCAACAGCAUCAACUACAACACAAGGUGAUGAAGUUGAACGUAUAGUCAAGGAUCAUAAUAAUUCGUCAUUGGUUAAAUUUAUACGGUCUAAAAUCUUUUCUGAAUACUCUUCUUCAAAAG
Molecule: messenger RNA, 977 nt
Organism: Racocetra fulgida
Lineage: Eukaryota; Fungi; Glomeromycota; Glomeromycetes; Diversisporales; Gigasporaceae
Source: the annotation of a GenBank genome assembly